Sus scrofa (pig) is the source of this 968-nucleotide messenger RNA. It is a transcript of the gene SPACA1, whose product is annotated as sperm acrosome associated 1. Gene Ontology annotation, cellular component: acrosomal membrane. The record is from RefSeq and is marked provisional. Gene Ontology annotation, biological process: acrosome assembly. NCBI's taxonomy places the organism in Eukaryota, Metazoa, Chordata, Mammalia, Artiodactyla, Suidae.
AUGAGCCCCGGGGGCGCGGGCUGCUCCGCUGGGCUGCUGCUGACGGUCGGCUGGCUGCUCCUGGCGGGCCUCCAGUCGACGUGCGGGAUCAACGUCACCGCCGUCCAGGAUCCCAGCUUGGUCAGUGAGGGCGAGAACGAGGGCGAGGAGGAGGCCGAGAAUGACAGCGAGGUCGAGAACGAGCCCCAAGCUGAGGCCGAGCAGGAUGUUUCAAAUAAGACGGUAGUCAAAGAAGUAGAAUUUGGGAUGUGCACCGUUACAUGUGGUGUUGGUAUCAGAGAAGUCUUAUUAACCAAUGGAUGCCCUGGUGGUGAAUCCAAGUGUAUCGUACGAGUAGAAGAAUGCCGUGGACCAGUAGAUUGUGGCUGGGGUAAACCAAUUUCAGAAAAUCUCGAAAGUGUUAGACUGUCAUGUGUUCAUACAUCUCCUGUAAACCGUUUCAAAUAUGUUUGGAGACUUCUAAGGCCAAACCAACAAGCCGUUAUACUUGCAAAUGAUUCAGCAAUCCUGGAGGUUCAAAGGGAAACUCACCCCAUGGCUUUCCAGUGUGAAACAUUGGACAAUAAUGAAAUAGUAGCAACUGUUAAAUUCACAGUCUAUACAACAGCUGAAUUGCAGAUGAAAAGAUCAAGCCGACCAGACACUGAUGCAGUCCUAGUUUUUGUGCUGACCAUAGGAGUUAUUAUCUGUAUAUUCGUGAUCUUUGUACUGAUCUUCAUAAUUGUAAACUGGGCGACAGUCAAAGAUUUCUGGGCAUCAAAAGCUUCAACAACUGAGAUACAAUCUGAGCUGAGUUCAAUGAAGUACAAAGAUUCAACUUCUCUUGACCAGUCACCAACAGAAAUACCUGGACAUGAAGACGAUGCUUUAAGUGAAUGGAAUGAAUGAUGUAUGGGUGAUGUAUAACAAACCAAAGGAGAUUAGAGCGUAUCAGAUUCAUUAUUAUAAAAAUAAACCAUAUAGCAAAA